AUGUCCGCCGCACGCUUUGUCCCAGUUGUCAGGUCUCGGGUGGUCACUGCUGCUGCCCCGACUUCCGUGACACUGCGAUCUAUCUCGACGACCGCCAGACUGGAGAAGGGCCCCGUGGAUGUUACCAAGGACACCCUCAAGGCAGCCGACCGGGUUGUCUCCGACGCAGCAGUCAAGGGUAUUGAUCUCGGCAGAGAGGCUAGCGAGAAGGUCAAGAAGACCGUCGGUACCACCAGCGCAGAGGCCGAGUCGAAGGCCCAAGACGUAAAGGGCGAAGCCCAAGAGUAUAUGGGCAAGGGCAAGGGCCAGGCCGAGGAGCUCGCCGGGAAAGUCAAGGGAAAGAUGCACGAGAUGGAGGGCAAGGCCAAGCAGGCUAAGCGGGAGCAUCUGGGUUGA
Molecule: messenger RNA, 396 nt
Organism: Penicillium cataractarum
Lineage: Eukaryota; Fungi; Ascomycota; Eurotiomycetes; Eurotiales; Aspergillaceae
Exons: 2
Coding region: 1-396 (131 amino acids)
Source: RefSeq, a predicted model, not a curated record